AAAGCCAGAAGAGAAGAAGCCAGAAGAAAAGAAAGGCAAGCCAGGUGUUCCAACCAUUGUAGAACCAGACGAGAAGAAACCAGGUAAAAAAGGUGAACCCAAGAAGGAUGAGAAAAAACCAGAAGAGAAGAAACCAGAGGAGAAAAAAACAGCCCCAGGUAAAAAAGAAGAACCCAAAAAGGAUGAGAAGAAACCAGAUGAUGAGCACCCAGAUAUCUUGAUUGAUGAGCACCCAGAUAUCUUGAUUGAUGAGCACCCAGAUAACUUGAUUGAUGCUGAGCACCCAGAUAACUUGAUUGAUGAUGAACACCCAGAUUUUGAUCACCCAGAUAUUUUGAUUGACGAUGACGAUGAUGAUAUGCCGGACGAUUGGGUCCCCAUGCCCCUGUCGCAUGAUGAGCAAAAGGAUUAUGCUCAAGAUCUGGGGAUUAGACCCUCAGCCCUUGGGGUAAAACCAGGUUUGAGAAGAAAAGUUGAACCCAGUUCUGAACAGAAAGCAGCUGCUGCAGGAAUAUAUGAGGAGGAGGGUCCAAAACGUAAGCCUAAACAAGAGAAGGCUCCAGAAGGCCCUGUUGAAGGACCUAAGAUCAAGAACAAGCCGGCUAAUUUGGUGAUCCUUGAAGGUGAUCCUAUUACCUUGGAAAUUGAUGUUGAUGGCAAGGAAAUGCCAUUUGUGCGUUUCUUCAAAGGGAAGAGGCAGCUUAAGAAUGAUGCUCGCACAGUCAUCAAUAUGGAUGCCCCCAACAAACGCUGCACAUUGCACAUUAAGAAGUCCCGCUUUCCAGAUGAGGGAAAAUAUGCUGUGUUCUUGGAAAAUGCUAAUGGACAAAUGACUGAUGAAGCCAAAUUCACCAUCUUUGUCAAAGAUCCCAAGGAUUCUAAAUUAGACUUUAGGGAUCUUCUAAAACAAAGCAAUUACAAAAAGAACAAACAAGAGGAUGAAGAUCCAGAUUGGGGAAAGCUCAAGGAAGUGGACAAAGGCAGGCGACCAUCACAGAUUGAGAUGGCAAAGAUCAAUUUGAAGAAAACUGAAGGUGACAGUGAAACAGAGGGAACCCCAGAAAGGCGCAGGUCCUCCACUGGUCGUCGGGACAGCAUUGAGAUACCCAAACUGAAGAAAGUUUCUCGCCAAGAAGAUUCAGAGAAGUUGGCACCAGAGCGCAGAGGCUCCAAAGAUCGCCGUGCCUCUCUGGCUGAUGUUGUACCAGAUUGGCCAACUCUGAAGCAUACGGAGAAAAAGAAAGAGGAGCCAGACAAGUUUGUGAAGGAGCUUGAGGAUCAGAAGGUGAAGGAGGAAGAUGAGGUCAAUGCUGUGUUUAGGUGUACAUUCUGCAAGCCUAAUGCUGUUGUCAGGUGGUACAAAAACAAGCUGGAGAUUUUCCAUGGAGAGAAAUAUCACUUCCACAGUGAUGGUCCUAACCACAAGUUGAUUGUCAAAGAAGUCAUUCUGGAAGACGGUGGCAAGUUCACCUGCCAGUGUAAUGAUGCCACAACAUCUGCUUGGCUGUAUGUAGAGGAGAGGCCUAAGUUGGUGUAUUUCACUACCCCACUGCCUAAGACCAUGACUGUGCACAGGAAAAAGAAUGCCAUCCUGGAGUGUUUCAUCUGUGAUCCUCUCGCUGAUGUGGAAUGGUACAAGAUGGGAGAACUCAUUCAGGACUGGCGCAAGACUGCAAGUGAGCCUGAAAAGGGCAAAUAUGAGAUUGCACGCCGUGAGAACCGCUGUAUCCUGCGUAUCCUGAAAGUAGAAGACGAUGAUGAAGCCGAGUAUACCUGCAAGUCUGCUGAUGACUCAACCUUCUGUGAUUUCUAUGUGGAUGAACCAGAGUGGACAUUUGUUCGUCUGCUGGUUGACCAGGAUGCCAUGGAAGAAGAGACUGCUACAUUUGAAUGUGAAGUCAACGAUCCAGAAGCAGACGUAGACUGGUACAAAGGUGAUGUCAAAAUUGACCAACUUAAUGUCAAGAAAUAUGCCAUCGACAAGGAGGAUUGUAUUCGUAGACUCACCAUCUUGGGCAUCAAACAGACUGAUGAAGGGGAAUACUGUGCAAGAAUGGGGUCUCAGAAUUCCAGGGCAGAGCUUUUUGUUGAACCUGAAAUUAAGUUCUUAGAGCGUCUGAAGGACACCACUGUCACUGAGGAGCAGCCCCUAGAGCUGACCUGCCAGGCCACCAACCCUCAUGGCAAGCCUGUCAAAUGGUUCAAGGAUGGAAUCCUUAUUGAUCCACUGAAGGACCCUAGGCUAAGGAUUAAAAAAGAAGCAGAUGGUGUGAACAAGCUGGUUAUUGAAUCUUCUCAAAUGGGAGAUGCUGGUGUCUAUGUCUGCCGUAUUGGAGACAGGGAGACCAAAGCUGAAGUCCUUGUGGAAGAGAAGGAGAGAGCUCCAGUGAUUGACCCCUCUGCUUUACCCAAAGAGAUUGUUGUCAAGGCUGGAGAGACCAUUGAUAUCAAAGUACCAUACACUGCUCACCCAGUCCCGGAGGCUAAAUGGGAGAAGGAUGGCAAAGGCCUCCAUCGUGAGGGAGCAGACUUAAAACACCGCCCAGAUAACAUUGAGCUGACUAUCCCACAUGCCACCAGGGAUGACACAGGUGUAUACAAACUGACUUUGUCCAACAGCACUGGCAAGACUGAUAUACCCAUUAAAGUGAAAGUACUGGAUCGCCCAUCUCCACCUCAAGGCCCAGUAGACAUUUACAGUGUAUACAGAGACAGAUGCACAUUGAAAUGGAAGCCACCCAAGGAUGAUGGCGGCUCACCAAUCAAGCACUACAUCAUUGAGAAGAUGGACACAAGCCGUGGAACAUGGGCAGAGGUUGGCAAGAUUAAUGAUCUCAAGUAUGAGGUGACUGGUCUGACCCCUGGAAAGACCUAUGCCUUCCGUAUCCGUGCUGCCAAUGAUCAAGGUGUCAGUGAGCCUAUUGGCACAGAGCAUGAUAUUUUGGCCAAAGAUCCAUAUGAUGAGCCAGAUGCUCCCACAGAUCUUGAGGUGACAGAUUGGGAUGCAGACCAUGUUGAGUUGGAGUGGAAGGCACCCAAAAAUGAUGGUGGCUCCCCCAUUACAAACUACUUAGUGGAACAGAAGGAUAAGUUCAGUGACUGGAGAAGGGUGAAAGAUGUCUCUGCUAAAGACACCAAGGCCACAGUUGCUGGUUUGAAGGAAGGCACAGAAUACACUUUCCGUGUGAUGGCUGUCAACAAGGCUGGACCAUCUAAGCCCAGUGAGGCAUCCAGGCCUGUCAUUGCCAAACCCAGGAGAUUGCCACCAAGAAUUGACAGAACUGCCCUCAGUGAGAUCCGUAUCAAGGUUGGCCAGGCUUUCAUGUUCAAUGUUCCCUUCACUGGUGAACCUCCUCCGACUCCUGUCUGGACCAGACUCACUCAGGAUAAGAAGGAACAGGCGGACAUAGGUGACUUUACAGAGGAGCCACUAGAGGCAGGUGACAGGAUAAAGAUUGAGCAUCAGGAGAAGUCUACCCUGCUGGAGAUGAAAAACUGUGUCCGUGGGGACACUGGAGACUAUACUCUCACUGUAACCAAUGACUAUGGCAAAGACACUGCAACUGUAUCAGUGGUAGUUUUGGGUAAACCCCUGGCACCAGAGGGUCCACUUGAAGUAUCUGAUGUGUAUGCUGACCAGGUCACUCUGUCUUGGAAACCACCUAAAGAUGACGGAGGCACUGAGAUCACAGGCUAUCAAGUAGAGAAGAUGGAUAUGAAGAGGGGAACUUGGGAGAAAGUGAGCAACUUUGUCAAGGGCACAGAGUGUGUGGUUCCCAAACUGGUGGAGGGACAUGAUUACAAGUUCAGAGUGAUGGCCGAGAAUCUCCAGGGACUGUCUGAACCUCUGGAAACUGACAAAGCCACCAAGGCCAAGAAUCCAUAUGAUGUGCCUGGUUCCCCAGGGAAACCAAAGGCCACAGACACCAACCGUGACCAUAUCACCAUUGCUUGGGAUGAACCACGCUCAGAUGGUGGCGCCCCCAUCACUGGGUACAUCGUGGAGAGGAAGGAUCCUAAGUCAGACAGGUGGACCAAGGUCAACAGGGAACCAGUAAAGGAUUGUGAGUUCACUGAUGAUCGUGUCACAGCUGGAAGGGAAUAUGAAUACAGAGUAUCUGCUGUCAACAAGGGAGGCAGCUCUGAGCCCAGCCAGACUUCUGGACCCAUUGCAGCCAAGCCUAUGAAUGAGGCUCCUAAGAUAAAGAAGGAUGGUCUUAACUUCCCAUCUGAGAUCCGUGUGCGUGCUGGAGAGCCUCUGGACAUCAAGGUGCCCAUCUCUGGUGCUCCAACACCUACUGUUACUUGGGACAAGAAUGGAAAAGGCAUUUUGCCUGAUAAUAGGACUUCAAUGGACAACAAUGAUGAGGAAGCCAAUUUCCACAUCCCCAUCUCCAAGAGAGAAGACACUGGCAAAUAUACCAUCACAGCCACCAAUAAGAAUGGCACUGAUUCUGGAGAUAUCAAUGUUAUUGUGCUAGAUCGCCCUGGUGCCCCAGAGGGCCCACUAGAUGUCUCUGAUGUGUUUGCCACCUCAUGCACUCUGAAAUGGAAACCACCCGAGGAUGAUGGUGGAGCUCCAAUCACAGGUUACAUUGUGGAGCAGAUGGAGGAAGGCACUGGGUUGUGGGAGAAGGUACCUGGUAUAGUACAGGGCACCAGUAUGCCAGUGAAAGGCCUAACUGAGGGCAAGUCAUACAAGUUUAGAGUCAAGGCAGAGAACCCAUAUGGUGUCAGUGAGCCCCUGGAAACUACCAAAUCUAUUGUGGCUAAAAACCCAUUUGAUCGUCCAGAUGCUCCCACUGGUUUGGAGAUUGGAGACUAUGACAGAUUCUCUGUCAAUCUCCACUGGAAAGAACCCAGAAGUGAUGGCGGGAACCCCAUUAAGGGAUACAUCAUUGAGAAGAAGAGGAGAGGAGGAGAAUGGGAGAAGGCUAAUGCCACCCCAGUACCUAAGAAAGAGUACACUGUGAUGAACCUGACACCUGGCCAGGAGUACCAGUUCCGUGUCUGUGCUGUCAAUGAUGGCGGGCCUGGAGAAUUCUGCAAGCCAACAGAAUGGCAUCUAGCUAGAGAUAUGAUUUUUGCUCCCGACUCUCCUGGAGCUCUCAAUGUAGACAAGAUCACCCCAGACCACGUGGAUCUCUCCUGGACCAAGCCAAGAAAUGAUGGUGGAGCGAAGAUCACUGGCUAUGUCAUUGAAAUGAAAGAACCUGGCAAAGACAAGUGGGUGCCAGCUGCCAAAGUACCUGCAGAUAAAACCAAUGGGACUGUGGGCAAUUUGACACCAGGUGGGGAAUACCAGUUCCGAGUUCGUGCUGAGAAUGAGGCUGGUGUGGGUGAACCAUCAAAGCCGACAUCUGUUAUCAAGGCUGAACACCAACCAGAAAAGCCUACCAUAGACAUGAGUGGUAUCAAGGAUGUGACAGUAAAAGCUGGACAACCAUUCAAGCUGGACUUCCCCUUCACUGGCUUCCCCAAACCUGUGGCCACUUGGGUGCACAAUGAUCAGGAAGUCGAUCAAGACGACAGCAGAGUAUACGCCAAGGUGUCUGAUACUGAUGCAGUAUUUGAGAUCGGCAAAGCCAAACGUGAAGACACAGGAUUGUACAAGUGUACCUUGAAGAAUCCAUCUGGCUCAGACACUGGCAGUGUCAGAGUGAUUGUACUAGAUACACCAGGCAAACCAGAGGGACCACUGACAGGAAGUAACAUCCAGGCAGACUCCUUGGACCUUAACUGGAAGCCCCCACUGGAUGAUGGUGGCAAACCUAUCACAAACUAUGUCAUUGAAAAGCGUCCAGUUGGGUCGGACAAAUGGACCAAGGUGGCUAGCUCUGUCCCCAAUUCAGCCACUAGCUGGCCAGUUAAGAACUUGGAGACUGGUGUGCCCUAUGAGUUCCGUGUAAUGGCAGAAAAUGAAAUGGGUCUCAGUGAGCCACUCUUGACAGAUGAAGGUGGAAUUACACCCAAGUUCCCAUUCAAUCGCCCAGAUGCCCCUGGUACCCCCAAAUGCACUGGUACCACUGAGGACUCCAUCUCUCUGUCCUGGUCUCCACCUAGAAAUGAUGGCGGCAACCCUGUCAAAGGAUACUUUGUAGAAAGAAAGGAACCUGAUAGUGAUAAAUGGGUGAAGUGCAACAUAAACGAAUCUCCAGACACCUCCAUGACAGUGCGUGGUCUGACCAAUGGAAAGAAGUAUGAGUUCAGGGUUUGCGCUGUUAACAAGGCAGGUCCAUCACCCUGGACUGAGACAGCAGAGGCCAUUGAGGCUAGACCACCACCUGUGGCCCCUAAGAUUGACCUGAACAGCAUGGCCAAAGACGUGAAAGCUAAGCUUGGAGAGCCCUUCAAAAUAGUCAUUCCAUUUACUGGGGGCUCUCCUAUUCCAACCCCAACUGUCACCGCGGGUGGCAAUAAGAUAAUCCCAGGGGAUAGAUGGAACUUUGUGAAAGAGCCAGAUAGAAUUAUCCUGGAAUGUAAAGAGGCAGAGAAGAUUGAUAAUGCUAGAUUCAACAUUACUCUCACUAAUGAAAUGGGCAGCGACACUGCUUCAUGCAAUGUUACAGUUGUCUCUCCACCUGGUGCACCAGAAGGUCCACUAGAGGUCUCUGAUAUCACCCCUGAGACAUGUGUUCUCAAGUGGAAUCCUCCCAAAGAUGAUGGUGGCAGUCCCAUCACCAACUACAUUGUGGAGAAGAAGGACUCCAAGUCUCCUGAUUGGAAGAAAGUCAGCAAGUUUGUCCGUGGCACAGAACACGAGGUCAUGGGCCUGGAGGAGGGGCAUGAGUACAUGUUCCGAGUCAGUGCCGAGAACGAAUAUGGAGUUAGCGUUCCUCUAGAAACAACCAAGCCUAUAAUUGCUCAACAUCAGUACACUGUCCCAGAUGCCCCAGGUCGUCCCAAAGUGGAUGAUGUGGAUGCAGACCGUGUGACACUCAGCUGGACUCGCCCACGUGAUGAUGGUGGUGACAAGAUCCAGGGCUACAUUAUUGAGGCCAAGGAAAAAGGUGGCAAGUGGAAACCUGUCACUGACUUCCCUGUCAAGGAUCUUACACACACUGUGACUGGUCUGCCUAAGGACAAAGAGUUUGACUUCAGAGUGAAAGCCAAGAACAAGGCUGGUCUCAGCGAGCCUAGUGAUACCUCUGGCUUUGUUACCACCAAACCUAAAUGCCAGAAACCAGGUGCUCCUGGUGCCCCCAAGGUAGAAGAUGUAGGCAGAACCUUUGUGGAACUCUCCUGGGAAAAACCAAAGCAUGACGGAGGAGCUAAGAUUAAGGGCUACACUGUAUAUAAGAGAGCUUACCCUGAGGGUGACUGGGAGAAGGUGAAUGACUACCCAUGUGUAGAUACCAGAUACACUGUGCCUGACUUGCCUGAGAACUCAGAAUAUGAGUUUAGGGUGGCAGCUGUCAACCAGGCUGGCGAGGGAGAACCCAGUGUGCCUACUGAACCUACCAAGGUCAAGGAGAAAGUUGUUGGUAUAAAGCCAGAGUUUGUAAAGAAAAUCAGCAAGGUGGAAGCACCUGUGGGAGGAGAAGCCAAGUUUGUGGCUGAGAUAGUUGGCAAACCAGCUGUAGAAGUGCAAUGGUUCAGAAAUGGCAUUCCAAUCCGCCCUGGUGCUAAGAACCGUGUUGCUGAGGAUGAUGAUGGUAACAUCUCUCUCACCAUCACAGAUGUAGAACCCAGCGAUGCAGGAGAGAUAACCUGUACUCUCAGUAACAAACUGGGCAAAGACACCUGCUCUGCUCCUCUGGAAGUAAUUGCCCCACCCAAGUGUGACAAAAUGCCUGGUGACCAGAGUGUUGACAAGGGUGACACACUGAAGCUGAAGAUCCCCAUCUCAGGCAAAGGUCCUUUUGAUGUGAAACUGAAGAAGGGCAAUCAGCCUCUGACUGAGGGUGACAGACUGAAGAUCACACCAUUUGAUGACUACAUUGUUGUCCAACUCAAAGAUGUAGACACUGAUGACACUGGUCCGUACAAGCUGGAUAUCUCUAAUGCCAGUGGAACUUGCACUGUGCCAUUUAAUCUGAAGGUGAAAGCAACACCUGGUAAACCAACUGCGCCCCUUAAUGUCUCAGACAUCACCAAGAAUGCCUGCCACUUGUCCUGGAAACCCCCCAAAGAUGAUGGUGGCAGCAGAGUGACCCACUAUGUGGUAGAAAGGAAAGAUAUCUCCAAACCUUACUGGACCACUGUGGGUUCCUUUGUCAAGGGAACUGAAUUUGAUGUACAAGGUCUGAUUGAGAAUAACCAGUAUUUGUUCCGCGUUGCUGCAGCUAAUGAGAAUGGUACUGGUGAAUUCCUGGAGGCACCAAACCCCAUCACAGCCAAGAUGCCAUUUGAUCCCCCAGAUGCACCUGGUGUCCCUGAAGUUACAGAAGUGGGUGGUGACUUCGUCAGCCUGUCUUGGGACAAACCAGCUUCUGACGGAGGCGGUAAAAUCCUGGGCUACUUCAUUGACAAGCGUGAGGCUGGUGGAGAUGCAUGGUUGAGAGCCAAUCCAACCAAUCCAUGCAUCACCAACAUUUGGAACGUCCCCAAUCUGAUUGAGGAUCGCGAGUACGAGUUCCGUGUCACUGCUGUCAAUGAAGCUGGCGAAAGUAAGCCGUCCAUGGCCUCUAGGAAGGUCAAGGUGAAGGAUCCUUUAGCUGCUGUAAUCCCAGAAUUCACGUCACCUUUGAGAACAGUCCAAGCCACUGAGGGCAAAACGGCAGAGUUCCAGUGUACUAUCACUGGCUCACCUAAGCCUGAGGUGACAUGGUUCAAGGGUACCCGUGAACUUUUCGACAGUCCCAAAUAUGAAAUUUACAAUGAUGGUGAUACCUACUACUUGGCCGUGAAGGAUGUGUUUGGUGAGGAUGCUGAUGAGUAUACUGUUAAAGCAACCAACAGAGGAGGCUCCAGACAGAGCAGGGCAGAUCUCUUGAUUAAAUCUGCACCAAGGAUUAAAGUCCCUCCAAGAUUCCAGCAGCCAUCAGCAUUUGAGAAAGGAGAGACUAUAGUCAUCAAACUGCCCUUCACUGGCUUCCCAAGACCCACAGACAAGUGGUCAAAGGACACAGAAGAGAUUAAGGGUGGAAAGAACUAUGAUAUUGAACUUAAGGAGAGACAUGCUAUCUUGACCAUUAAGAAUCCACAGAAGGAGCAUGCUGGACCUUACAGGUUAACCUUGGAGAAUGACCUUGGCCAGGAUACCAAGGUGGUUGAGAUUCAGAUUAAUGAUGCUCCUGAUGCUCCCAGAUUUGCUAAAGUAGACAGCCAGACAGACAAGAGUGUGUUGCUAUCAUGGCAGGCUCCACUCAACAAUGGUGGCAGUAUAAUCAGCCAGUACAUUAUUGAAAAGCGAGAGUUGCCGAGUGAGUCUUGGACACGAUGUGGUACAUGCAGGUUCAACACAUAUACAGUAGAGAACUUGAGCCCAGACAAAGAAUACCAGUUCCGUGUGAUUGCUGAGAACUUCUAUGGACGAAGUCCACCUAGUGAGCCUACAGAGAAGGCUGCCAUUGAGAAGGUGAAGAAACUCAGCCCAGAAGAUGAAUUCUUCAAGAAGAAGAGAGGACAUUAUGAUGGUCCACCAAUUGACAACUACGAUAAGUUCUACACUGAUAUCUGGGCCAAGCAUAUCCCCAAACCAGUAGACAUCAAGACCGGCAGUGUGUAUGACUACUAUGAUAUCCUUGAGGAGCUGGGCAGUGGAGCUUUUGGUGUUGUCCAUCGUUGCCGAGAGAAGGCCACAGGAAACACAUUUGUGGCCAAAUUCAUCCACACCCCAUAUCCACUGGACAAACAGGUUGUCAGAAAUGAGAUAGCCAUCAUGAAUAACCUCCAGCAUCCUAAGUUAAUCAACCUUCAUGAUGCUUUUGAGGACCAGAAGGAAAUGGUGCUGAUCAUGGAGUUCCUUGCUGGUGGUGAGCUGUUUGACAGAGUAGCUGCUGAAGACUACAAGAUGUCUGAAGCAGAAGUGAUCAACUACAUGAGACAAGUGUUAACAGGAGUCAAACACAUGCAUGAGAAGAACAUUGUGCAUCUAGAUAUCAAGCCAGAGAAUGUGAUGUGUGCCACCAAAAAGAGCACUGAUGUCAAAUUGAUUGACUUUGGCCUGGCAACUAAACUUAAUCCACAAGAGGUUGUCAAGGUUACCACAGCAACUGCUGAGUUUGCUGCCCCUGAAAUUGCAGAGAGAGAACCCGUGGGCUUUUACACUGACAUGUGGUCUGUGGGUGUGCUAGCAUAUGUAUUGUUGAGUGGUCUGUCACCAUUUGCUGGUGAUGAUGAUCUCGAGACACUACAGAAUGUGGCUAAAUGUGACUGGGAAUUUGAUGAGGAUGCCUUCAAGACUGUCUCAGCUGAAGGAAAAGAUUUCAUCAAGAAGCUGCUCCUCAGAAACCCAACGCAUCGUAUGACUGUCCAUGAUGCUUUGGACCAUCCAUGGAUUAAUGGUGACCAUUCUGAUCUCACACACAGAAUAUCAAGUACACGUUAUGAUGCCUUCAGGAAGAAACUCCAUGCUAAAUAUGGUGACUGGCCAGCGCCUAGGCCUGCUAUUGGGCGUAUUGCUAACUUCAGCUCUGUGAUGAAAAACAGAGGUAAACAGUACCAGAUCUAUGAGACAUCUUUUGAUCGUCGUGAGGCUGCUCCACGCUUUAUCCGCAAGCCUAGAGACCAGCUAGCAAUUGAAGGCCAGUCAGCACAGUUUGACUGUAAUGUCAUCGCUGCUUCGGAGCCUACCAUCUCAUGGUACUUUGAAGGCAGUAUGCUAUCACAGAGUGUUAAGUACAUGCAGAAAUACUCUGGUCAUCACUAUGCACUGAAGGUCAGUAGGUGCAAGGAUGAAGACAAAGGCUCUUACACAGUGAAGGCAGUCAACUCAUAUGGUUCUAAAGAUGCAUCUGCCAAGCUUAGCGUGGAAGCUAUCAGCAGGACACUCCCAGAAGUAGGAUCCAGAGAAUCAGCCACAUGGAAAAAGCGUGAAUUUAAGGUUAAAGAAUUUGAGGCCCCUCCGGACAAAUCCCCAGACUUUGUGUUCCAGCUGCGUCCCAGGUAUAUCAUUGAAGGCAAUGAGUUUAAACUCAUUUGUUGUGUAGAGGCUACUCCAACACCUACAGUUCAAUGGUUCAAAGAUGGGCGUGAAAUCUUCAGUGAUUCUCACUAUGACAUCUCAUACAAAUCUGGCGUCUGUGAGUUGCAAAUAUCCUCAACCAAAGUAUCAGACACUGGCACUUUCUCCAUCAGAGCAGAGAAUUCAAAGGGCAUCCAGGAAUCCUCUUGUAAAGUUACAGUGGCUGAACGCCCAACUUACAAACCAAAGAGAUCCUCUUUCUCAGGCUAUAGUAGUGGCAUCACUAAGCCAUCCUCCUCCAGGUUGGGUCGUUUCCACAGCGAGGACAAGUUUGGCUCUGACAGCUACUCCAGGACAUCAAAAUACAGCACUCACACUGAAGAUGUCAAGGAUUUUGGUUCUUCAAGAAUAAAAACAUCUCGAACUGUCCAUUCUGAAAGCUACUCUUCCUCUUCAGAUAGUACAACCGGCAGAUCUAGUAGGAGAUCUAAGCCAGACUCUAGCUAUGAAGUGUCUAGCAGCAGCAGGAGUAGUGGAGGUGCACCUAACAUUUUAGAAGAGCUGAAACCCAUGACAGUUAAGGAUGGAGAUCCAGUCUCACUAGAAUGUAGAAUUUCAGGCUCUUCCCUGGAAAUAACAUGGAAGCACAACGGCAAAGUUAUAAGAGAAACAGAUGAUUUUAAAUAUGUAUCCAUUGGUGACUCGUACAGAUUAAAGAUAGCAGAAUGCUUCCCAGAGGAUGGUGGAAAUUAUAGUUGUGAAGCCAAAAAUGAUGCAGGAAUGGUGUCAACAACAUGUUCAUUAAGGGUAAAAGAAGAGUGACACUAACUAGUCUUGCGCCAUGCUAUCACCGAAAUCGUCUCCAUACGGCAAUGUCAGUGCAGACAUCGUCUCCCUGCACUCACAAACUAAGAUACCUGCUCAACCAAGUGCCAAAUGAUAAGAGAAUUAUUGUCCAUGGGAUGUGUUAUUUAACAGCAGUUGUAGCACAGAUGAACAAUAUAGAAGAGUGUUGAAGAAAAUGAACUGCAACCUUCCCUUUCUCCUCAACCCCUACAAGGUUGGCAAGAUGUGCUGUGGCAGUAGUGGAAUUAUUAGUUAGUUGAUGAUGUAUUUUAUUAUUGACUGCAGACUUGUUGUUGCCAAUCAAGUUUCAGGUUGAAACCCCUUGUUUAUACAGGCAUCUAAUCAAGUAUUUAGACAAACUUUAUAUGUGCUGUUAUAACCAAUGGCUGAAUCAUGUAAGAUUGUAUCUUAUAGAGGACUUUGUUUUGGAGUGUUUACACAGGUUUCAUUUAAAUGAUAUACAUUUUAUAUAUUAUACAUAUUUUUGCCAUACAGUUACUUUUCUGCAUUCAUGAAUAAAAUAAAAUGCAGUAAAAAAAGGACAAUCUCUCAAAUGAGUAAGAUGGACUGUCUUUUGUCCUGAUCUUUCAGAAUCUAUCAUUCCUCCCCUUUUCCUUGUAGUCUGAUUUUGACAAGUUUUUCAUCUUUAUAUAUGUGCAUUUUGUCUGGAUACUGUUUCAUGUUUUUGGUUUGUCAUUCUCAUCCUGCAAGGUUAUAUGGUAGCAUCUUGAAGAUCAUUAUUAAAGACUGCGCUGUCAAUCAUUUGUAUUAUAAAAAUAACCUCUUUGUUGAAGGUUUGAAACAUUAUAAGUAACCCAAGUGGAGGGUUUUGUUUGAUAAAAAUGACUUGUGAACUCUUAUUAUUAUUAUUAUUAUUGUUUCAUAUUUAUUGCAAAGAAAAGAAAAAUGUAAAAAAACAUUUUUUGUUGAUGAAUACACUAAGUUGAACGGUGAUGAUGGUUAGUUGUCUCUUAGCUUUCUGCUUAGUGAAAUAAUUUCAAUUUUCAUUUGGCAGAUUGAUGGCUGACUGCCAUUACGUUCGCCAACCCUUCCUAACCACUAUGGUGCUAUUCUGAAUAAAAGAACACAUCCAAUUUGGACAAUAAAGUUGUUGUGCUUCA
This is a messenger RNA of Lingula anatina, 13035 nucleotides long. Its product is annotated as twitchin. NCBI's taxonomy places the organism in Eukaryota, Metazoa, Brachiopoda, Lingulata, Lingulida, Lingulidae. The record is from RefSeq and is a predicted model, not a curated record. Gene Ontology annotation, biological process: protein phosphorylation. Gene Ontology annotation, molecular function: ATP binding; protein binding; protein kinase activity.